Exophiala xenobiotica is the source of this 1782-nucleotide messenger RNA. RefSeq lists its product as uncharacterized. The transcript has a single exon. Bases 1 to 1782 code for a protein of 593 amino acids. Gene Ontology annotation, biological process: transmembrane transport; intracellular iron ion homeostasis. Lineage: Eukaryota; Fungi; Ascomycota; Eurotiomycetes; Chaetothyriales; Herpotrichiellaceae. The record is from RefSeq and is a predicted model, not a curated record. Gene Ontology annotation, molecular function: siderophore-iron transmembrane transporter activity. Gene Ontology annotation, cellular component: vacuolar membrane; endosome.
AUGUCGUACUACGAAGAGUCCCAGAGAACGGGACAGCAACAUCCGGAUGACCACAAAACCGGCCUGGACAGUUAUGCUCCUGACAGCCCACAGCCUACAGGGAGACGAGACUCUGUCCUCAUUGGCGACAAAUCACCCGGUGUUGCUCGAAUCGAGGCUGUGAGUGAAGUCCUAACCAGGACUGACCGCGCCUUCCUAUUCCUGGGCGUCUUUAUCAUCGCAUAUGCCUACGGACUGGAUGGCACUUUACGAUACAGCUAUCAGCCUACCGCGACGGCAACCAUGGGCUCGCACUCACUUUUGGCAACGAUCACCGUCCUCCGGUCUGUCAUCGCGGCGGCAGCACAACCAACAGCGGCCAAGAUUGCGGACAUUUUCGGCCGAUUGGAACUGGUCUUUGUAUCCGUCGUCUUCUACACUCUCGGGACGAUCAUAGAAGCGUGCGCUACCAACGUCUCGACUUUUGCAGGCGGCGCGGUGCUGUAUCAGAUCGGCUAUACCUGUGUUAUCCUGCUAGUCGAGGUCAUUAUCGCCGACAUCACGUCUCUCCGAGCCCGACUUUUCUUCAGCUACAUUCCUGCUCUACCAUUCCUUAUCAACACUUGGGUCUCCGGCGAUGUGGCAUCAGCUGUCCUUGGGGCUACGACCUGGCAAUGGGGCAUCGGCAUGUGGGCCAUCAUCUACCCAGUGUGUGCCCUCCCCUUGAUGCUUGCACUGGCGGUGACGGGACGUCGAGCACGCAAGGCUGGUGUUUUGGCCAAAUACAAGUCUCCCUUCCAACUCAUGGGAGCAAAGAAGCUGUCAGUCAGCCUAUUCUGGUCUCUUGACGUCAUUGGCAUCAUUCUGCUUAUCGCAGUGUUCGCAUUGAUCUUGGUUCCCUUGACCAUUGCCGGUGGAAUCUCUACCCAGUGGAGAGAGGCUCAUGUCAUCGCUCCUCUGGUGGUUGGCAUCUUGUGCAUCCCAGCAUUCAUUUUCUGGGAACUGAGGGCCCCUCAUCCCCUUAUCCCGUUUCAUCUCCUCAAGGAUCGUGCAGUAUGGGGUGCGCUGGGCAUCGCCUGCACAUUGAAUUUUACCUGGUAUCUGCAGGGAGACUACCUCUACACCGUUCUCAUCGUGGCGUUCAACUUCAGCAUCAAGGCCGCCACAAGAGUGUCGUCACUAUACAGCUUUACAUCUGUCCUUACUGGAUUUGCCCUCGGCAUGAUCGUUUACAAGGUUCGACGCCUGAAAUGGUUCAUCGUGGCCGGAACAUGUCUGUUCAUGGUUGCAUUUGGCCUGUUGAUUCGUUACCGUGGAUCCCCCAGUUCUUCUGGACAAUCCGGCGUCAUCGGAGCUCAGGUCCUACUUGGCUUUGCUGGGGGUAUGUUCCCGUAUCCUGCGCAGGCAUCGAUUCAGGCUGCAACCAAGCACGAGCAUGUUGCCGUCAUCACUGGUCUCUACCUCGCCACCUACAACAUUGGUUCUGCUUUCGGCAACUGUGUGUCUGGUGCCAUAUGGACUCAGGUAUUGCCGUCAACUCUCGAGAACCGUCUUGCAGAUUUUGGUAACUCGACUCUUGCUGCCGCGACAUACGCCAAUCCAUUCGGCAUAAUUGCAGAGUAUCCCGUGGGUACACCUGUCCGCUCGGCGAUCAUUGAUGCCUACCAGCAUGUGCAGCGCUUGCUGUGCAUCACAGGCAUUUGUCUGGUGGUACUUCUGAUUGGAUUUGCUCUAUGUCUGAGAGACCCUAAGCUAGGCAAUGAGCAGAGCUUGCCUGACGCAGAGGAGAAUGUCCGACGUUGA